This is a messenger RNA of Dendrobium catenatum, 2124 nucleotides long. RefSeq lists its product as uncharacterized. Bases 13 to 1968 code for a protein of 651 amino acids. NCBI's taxonomy places the organism in Eukaryota, Viridiplantae, Streptophyta, Magnoliopsida, Asparagales, Orchidaceae. The transcript has 12 exons. The record is from RefSeq and is a predicted model, not a curated record.
UUGAAGGAAUGUAUGAGUCCGGGGAUUGCUGGGGGUGGGCUCGUCUUCCGCGAAAAUAGAGCCAUGCUUCUCUGCUUCUUGCUCGAUCUUCGAAACAUUUCCUCGGCUCAGCUCAAAGAUCUGAAGGAGAGUUUGCUGCAGCUUGCUGACCUCUACGCGGUGGGCUAUGUGGGAAUGGAGCGAGUGUUGCGGACGGCGGAGACGACGGUGCUCCCAGAUCGGAUUGGGUUAUGUUACAUCCAGAGGAACGAAUCAUCUUCAUGUUCAUCUUCUUCUGAGCUGAAGAUAGCAUAUAAGCCUGGAGAAAACUUCAGUCUUCGUGAUUUCCAUCAAGCUGUCAAUAAUUUGCCCAUGAAUUUUCCAACAGAAUGUAGCGCGUGUGUGCCUACAACAUAUGAUAAUGAAGUUGAACUUUCAAUCAGAAAGCUUUUGAGAGAUGAAUUCUUUUAUGUAUGGGAUGGUAAAGAUAUACUAAAGAAAGUGAUUGUAACUGCUACCUCUUUUUUCAUAAGCUCUGAUUCUCUUCAGAAUAUUUCCACGGAUGCAGUCACCAAGCAAGUUUCAAUUGAGUUUGUCGUGCUGGAAGAGGAGGCCAUUCUGGAUAAUGGAUAUUCCCAAAAGCUCAGCAGAUUCGAUGAAAUCUUCGACCAGCAUCAGAACUGUGUUAUUUAUAGGCAUAUUGCUGGCACUUGGAUCCUAUCUGGCCUUGUUAAGAGGUGGUUGCAAGAUGUACGGAAUGAAGUAGAAGCACUGCACGCUGCCAUUGUCUUUAAGCAUGACAUUUGGGGAUCUUCAAACCAAAUACCUUGUAGAUUGUCUGCUUCCACUGCUAUGAUUGCUGAUGGAAUCGCAUCUUGUGAGACGUGCAGAUGCCAUGGAUGUCCCAUCAGCGAUGCUUGCAAGAAGACAAAAAAUAACGUUUGUCCAAUUACUUCCUCCGAGCUUGGGGAGUCUGAUCUGAUUAGGAAUGCCGUUACAGUUGGAGGAAAUACUUUGCUGUUUAUACCUUCCUUGCGAAGUUCAUCUGAGCUCCACAGAAUCAGUGGUCUUAUUACGUUAAAUGUUAUUGAACGCACAAACCUGGCCUCUCUAAAUGAAGGUGUAAUUAUGGGAACAUCUUAUAUUGUUACUCCGAUGUAUCAUGAUAAGGAAGCUGCUUCUAAUGAACACGAGAUGAAUGUGCAAAUUUUCCAGGGACUCUGUGAAUAUCUUUUCUAUCUGGAUGAGGGGCUUGUAUGUUCAUCAUCUUGUAACCUAGAGACUAUGACUAAUGGAAGCUUUAUGAACUUUUAUAUUCUACAGCCUUCAUCCCAUGGAUCGAUGCUUCUGAGGAGGCUUGCUGGUUCAGAAGAAAUCUUCCCAAUCUCUAGUCAAACAAAGCAAAUAACUUUAUCUGAGGAAGUAAAGAACUCCAUACAGGCCUCUUUGUCCAAGGUUGAGCUUCGAGACUACAAUCCUCUCGAACAUGAAAGGGGCCUUUAUCCACAGCUUAACUGGUUAGUUAAAGAAAGCGUGCAGUUUGGAUCAGUACCAACAACACUCGAAUCGAGUCCUAAGCUUGCAGAUAAUCCACAUCGUCAAUCAUCUACUCCACAGAAACCCUCAGUAAUCGUACUAUCUGAAGAAGAAAAUGAAGAUUGUCCGAACCCAAACCAAGAUGAGAACGCAUUUUCCUGCAUUACAGAUGAGUGGGAGAAGCUCCUUAUUGUUGAUUACAUGAAUGAUAACAUUUCUGCUGGCAACAGCAUUUCUGUGCCAAAAACUCGUAAUUCUUUACUAACUCAUGAAAAACCAUUAGAUGAAAGAACCAGCAGAAUUCUUGAGAGGCUCGAAGCCCCAAAAUACUCUCCAUCCAUCUCAGCCAAAGUGGUCGGUGAACAGAAGAAAAAUCCCACAGUAACAUUUCAUCCAAGCUCCAGUCAACCGCUGAGGCCCAACUUUCAGAGGCCUAAGAAGAAGCUGAGGUAAUUCUCUUAUUGAGCAUGUCUAUGAUCAUUUUUUUUUCUUCAUAAAACAAUCAGAGAUAGUGAUUAUUGCUAUUAGUGAUUUGAUUAUGAUUAGCAGCUAACUAAAUAUAUUUGGUUAUUUGACAGUGUUUAAGUAGUAUAAAAAGUAAUUAACCGC